This is a messenger RNA of Gossypium raimondii (Peruvian cotton), 1678 nucleotides long. RefSeq names its product guanine nucleotide-binding protein subunit beta-2. Lineage: Eukaryota; Viridiplantae; Streptophyta; Magnoliopsida; Malvales; Malvaceae. Gene Ontology annotation, molecular function: signaling receptor complex adaptor activity; protein binding. The record is from RefSeq and is a predicted model, not a curated record. Gene Ontology annotation, biological process: G protein-coupled receptor signaling pathway. The transcript is spliced from 6 exons. Gene Ontology annotation, cellular component: cytoplasm; heterotrimeric G-protein complex. The coding region runs from base 255 to 1388 and encodes 377 amino acids.
UCAGAAUCUUACAAAACCAUCAAUCAUCACCUUCACCAUAAAAAACCCUUCCCUUUAUUUUGGGUUCUUUUUCCUUCUAAAUUUUUGGGUUUUUUUUUUCUUUUUAAUUAUGAACCCAUAGCAGAGAGAUCAUAGAAAAAAGGCUUGACCUUUGAUCGAUCUUGCAACAAGGAAGUUUACUUUUUUAAUUUUAAAAAAUGCUUUUUCUUUUUAAGUUAAAAAGAUUUUAAAAGACCCAAAAAAAGUAUAAAAAAAUGUCUGUUGCAGAGCUGAAAGAGAAGCACGCGGCGGCGACGGAGACAGUGAAUAAUCUAAGAGAACGAUUAAAGCAAAGACGUCAACAGUUGCUCGACACUGAUGUUGCUACAUAUGCAAGAUCACAAGGGAAGAGUCCAGUUACUUUUGGUCCUACGGAUCUGGUUUGUUGCAGGACCUUGCAAGGUCACACUGGCAAGGUUUACUCCUUGGAUUGGACUCCGGAAAGGAACCGGAUUGUUAGCGCGUCUCAGGAUGGACGAUUAAUUGUGUGGAACGCUCUAACUAGCCAGAAAACUCACGCCAUAAAGCUGCCUUGUGCGUGGGUUAUGACGUGUGCUUUUUCUCCCACGGGUCAAUCAGUUGCCUGUGGUGGUCUCGAUAGUAUGUGUUCCAUUUUCAACUUGAAUUCUCCGACUGACAGGGAUGGAAACCUACCUGUAUCAAAAACCCUUAGUGGACAUAAGGGUUACGUCUCGUGUUGUCAGUAUGUUCCAGAUGAAGACAUUCACAUUAUUACCAGUUCCGGUGAUCAGACCUGUGUUCUAUGGGAUAUUACUACUGGCCUUAGAACAUCGGUUUUCGGGGGAGAAUUUCAAUCUGGACAUACUGCUGAUGUGCUAAGUGUCUCAAUUAAUGGAUCGAACUCAAGAAUGUUUGUCUCUGGUUCAUGUGAUGCAACUGCCCGAUUGUGGGAUACUCGUGUUGCAAGUCGAGCAGUUCGUACAUUUCAUGGUCACGAGGGCGAUGUAAACACCGUGAAGUUCUUUCCAGAUGGCAAUAGGUUUGGAACUGGAUCGGAUGAUGGAACUUGUAGGUUGUUUGACAUUAGAACUGGUCACCAAUUACAAGUAUACUAUCAGCAACAUGGCGAUAACGAGGUUCCACAUGUGACCUCCAUCGCAUUCUCCAUUUCUGGAAGACUUCUCUUUGCCGGAUACUCAAAUGGAGAUUGCUACGUAUGGGACACGUUAUUGGAAAAGGUCGUUUUGAACUUGGGAUCUGUCCAGAACUCACACGAGGGACGGAUUAACUGUUUGGGUUUAUCAGCCGACGGUAGUGCCUUAUGUACAGGAAGUUCGGAUACAAACCUCAAGAUUUGGGCAUUUGGAGGGCAUAGAAAGGUGAUCUGAUUCAUCAGACCGAGAAAAACAAGUUACGGUAUCUCCGGCAGGUGCCCCAUUUCUUCAAACUGCAAUCUUUCAUGGCAUUAUCCAAUGUGGGAGAUUUCCUAUGUAUUUUAAUGCUUCGCACUGUUGCUUGUAAACUUCCAUGUUGAAAACCCAAUUUGAUUAGUGCAUAAAGAAAGAUUAAGGAAAAAAAACUUUGUAUUAGGCAGAGAUGUUCAUUUGCAUUUUUCUUAUAUAGCUUUUGCUUGAUUGUGAUUUGUGAUAAAAAAAAUUUUCAUUUUAUUUUUCCCAAA